UCCGGCUCUGGUCCCAGGGCGCGCACCCUACCGCCUGCCCCAGGCCGGAGUGGCCGACGCGCCCCGCGGGGAGCGGACAGGGCGGCGCCGGAGCGCCAGGCGCAGGGGACGCGGAAGCUGGAGGGAGGUGAGGCCCGUUCCCCAGGACCCGGGACCAGCGCGGGGACUGUCUCCCCAGAUAACAAAAAAAGAGCCCUGAGUAACUGCAAAUGCAGGAACAUUUUAACACUCCAAGGUAAAGAAUCUAUACCAGCAUGUCUGCCUACUACAGGAAUAACGGGUACGAGGAAGAUCCAGAAUACUCUGACUCUUCAAGGUCUCGGAACUAUACGCAAGGGUAUUUGAAAACUCGGGAUUAUUCAGAUUCUCCAGGUCCUCUGAACAACUCAGAUUACCCCAGCACCAGGAGGAACCCAUACUCUGAAGACUCCAGAACAAGUCCAGACUAUCCUGGGUCUCUAGCAGAACCAGAUUAUCCUGGAUCUCAGAGUGAUCCAGACUAUCCUCACAUCAGGAGCAACCCAUACUCUGAAGACUCCAGAAGAAGUUCAGACUAUCCCAAAUCUCUAGCAGAGCCGGAUUAUAUUGGAUCUGGGAGUAAUCCAUACCGUCCAGGCUCAUCCAGAGAGCCAGACUACUCUGAAUCUCAACGAAGUCCUGACUUUGCAGGUUCCAGAAGCAGUGGAAACUAUGCACGAUCCAGAACAAAUCCUGAUUUUCUUGACCCCAUGGGAGAACCAGACUACCCUGGAGCUCAGAGAAACUCUCACCAUCCUGGCCUCAGAGCCAAUUCCAACCAUCCAGGCUCCAGAGGGAAUUCAGAAUAUGCUGGUUCCAGAAUCACUCCAUAUAGAGACUCUCUGGAGCAGCCUGAUUAUCCAGGUGCUGAGAAUGAAGCUAACUCUCCAAACAUUUUUGGGGAACCAGACUACCCUGGCGCUGAGAACAAUCGGAACCCUUCAAACUUAUCGGGGGAGCCUGAUUACCCAGAUGCUGAGGAUGGUCCUGAUUAUGGCUCCUCUGAGACCCCAGAAAUGACUAGGGAGUUUCUCAGCAGAACAUCUUCAAUCCGGCCCUCAUUUCAUCAUGGGGAUGAUGGCCCCUUGGGCAUCCUUGAGAGAGAGAAUGAAGGUUACCCUGGAAGCAUUGAAAUGAAUUCCAUGGAGAUGGCAAAUCCAUAUGGCCGCUCUGUGCCAGGUGCUCCUGGAACUGGCUAUGUGAACCCUGCAUUUGUGGGGGAAAGUAGCCUCGGCCCAGCUUAUGGAGACCCACCCUUGUCUGGAUAUGAUUGGCACAAGUCACCUGAAGGACAAAAGUUAAUUGCAUCUCUGAUACCCAUGACAUCUAGAGACAGAAUUAAAGCCAUCAGGAAUCAGCCGAGGACCAUGGAAGAGAAAAGGAACCUUAGGACAGUGGCGGACAGAGAGAAAAGCAAGCAGCCCCGUGGCCUCCUGGAGCUCCGCUGCUGCGCGCGGUGUCUGAACUCCGUUUCCCUGGCGUACCGGAGAUCCAAGAACAGCGUGUCAGAACUGCUCAAUUCCAUCAGCCUGUGGCAGAAGACGCUCAAGGUCAUCGGGGGCAAGUUCGGAACCAGCGUCCUCUCCUACUUCAACUUUCUGAGGUGGCUUUUGAAGUUCAACUUUUUCUCGUUCAUCGUGACCUUCAGCUUCCUCAUAAUCCCUCAGUUGACCAUGGCCGAAAAGAACACCCUCCAGUUCACCGGGUGGGAGCUUCUCACUGGGGCGGGUUACUUUAGGGACACGGUGAUGUACUACGGCUUCUACACCAAUUCCACCAUCCGGCACGGGCCCAGCGGGGCGUCCUACAACAUGCAGCUGGCCUACAUCUUCACCAUCGGGGCGUGUCUCAUCGUCUGCUUCUUCAGUUUGCUGUUCAGCAUGGCCAGGUAUUUCCGGAACAAUUUCAUUAACCCGCACAUCUACUCCAGAGGGAUCGCUAAACUUAUCUUUUGCUGGGACUUCACCGUCACUCAUGAAAAGGCUGUAAAGCUGAGACAGAAGAAUCUUAGCACUGAGAUAAGGGAGAACCUCUCAGAAAUCCGUCAGGAGAACAUCAAGUUAACGCUCCAUCAGUGGCUGCUCCGCUUAUCCGCCUACCUAGCAGCCUGGGUCGUCUCUACCGGAGUGGCCGUCGCCUGCUGUGUAGCCGUUUAUUACCUGGCUGACAACAACUCGCAGUUCCUGAAGAGCCACAGGAACGCCGGGGCGGUGCUGCUGCUGCCUUUGGUGGUGUCCUGCAUCAACCUGGCUGUCCCGCGCUUCUACUCCGCAUUCCGGCUGGUGGAGCACUACGAGGUGCCGAGGCACGAGGUCUACACCCUCCUGAUCCGAAACAUCUUUCUGAAAAUAUCAAUCAUUGGAAUUCUUUGUUACUAUUGGCUCAACAUGGUGGCCCUGGCUGGUGAAGAGUGUUGGGAAACCUUCAUUGGUCAGGAAAUCUACCGGCUCCUUCUGAUGGAUUUCGUGUUCUCCUUAGCUGAUUCCUUCCUGGGGGAGUUCCUGAGGAGAAUCAUUGGGAUGCGGUUUUUCACGAGUCUUGGCUUACAGGAGUUUGACAUUGCCAGGAACGUCCUAGAACUGAUCUACGCACAAACUCUGGUGUGGAUUGGGACCUUCUUCUGCCCUCUGCUGCCCUUUAUCCAAAUGAUUGCUCUUUUCAUCAUGUUUUACGUCAAAAAUAUCAGCCUGAUAGUGAAUUUCCAGCCUCCGAGCAAAGCCUGGCGGGCCUCACAGAUGAUGACUGUCUUCAUCUUCUUGCUCUUUUUCCCGUCCUUCGCUGGGGUCCUGUGCAUCCAGGCCAUCACCAUCUGGAGAUUGAAACCUUCAGCUGACUGUGGCCCAUUUCGAGGUCUGCCCCUCUUCAUUCAGGCCAUCUACAGCUGGAUUGACACCCUGAGUAAAAGGCCCAGCUACCUCUGGGUUGUCUGGAUCUACCGGCACCUCAUCGGAAGCGUGCACUUCUUUUUCAUCCUCACUCUCAUUGUGUUAAUCAUCACCUAUCUUUACUGGCAGAUCACAGAGGGAAGGAAGAUUAUGAUCAGACUGCUCCAUGAACAGAUCAUCAAUGAGGGCAAAGAUAAAAUGUUCCUGAUAGAAAAGUUGAUUAAGCUGCAGGAUGCGGAGAGGAGAGCAAGCCCCAGCUCGUUCACACAGGAAAGGAGAGACGUGGAGCAGCCAGGCUCUUUGCAUGUCAGGGAACACAAUGCUGCUCGUGACCUGCGAUUUAGGCGAUCAGUUCAAGAAGAUAAUCCAAGGGCCUGAUGAUUAUUGUGGUAGCCAGACACCAGUCAAAUAAGGAAAGAAGAGAAAGAUGGAACAACUUCUUCCAUGACACCCGGGCCUUUCGGAUCUUUCCAGAAGGGGAGUUCAAGCUAUUAGCCAAGAGUGGAAACUGACCACACUGUAAAUUGAAGUCAAAUUGGACAUUCCCUGCUGGCUUUUUACACCCCAACUACCGAUUUUUCAAGAUAAAAUAUUUGGGAUUUUCUAAUCAAGACUGUCGUAAUAUUUGCUUCACAAAAACCUGGGAAGAGACAACCUGGGAGUGAUGUAUUUUACCUUCAAGAGAUGUGCAUGUGAAUUAUUGGUCCUUAGAAAUCUCUCUUCCCAGACCUGGCAAAGGUUUGGAAACUGGUGCUAAGACAAGUGUCCAGCCUGAAUAAAAAUGUGAUCCUCAAUCAGAGAUGUGAAACCUGCAUUUGUUCAUGACAUUGAGCUAAAAGCAUCCCCAUGGUACCCAAAGGUGAAAUACAACCAGAGGUCUCGUCUAAGAACUUUAUUGUGUAUCGAGUGCAUGAGUC
Diceros bicornis minor is the source of this 3820-nucleotide messenger RNA. It is a transcript of the gene TMC5, whose product is annotated as transmembrane channel like 5. The transcript is spliced from 21 exons. Gene Ontology annotation, molecular function: mechanosensitive monoatomic ion channel activity. NCBI's taxonomy places the organism in Eukaryota, Metazoa, Chordata, Mammalia, Perissodactyla, Rhinocerotidae. The record is from RefSeq and is a predicted model, not a curated record. Gene Ontology annotation, cellular component: plasma membrane. Bases 255 to 3281 code for a protein of 1008 amino acids.